ACCGCGUUUCCUCGUACGAUCCAGCCGCAAAAAAGGAAACAAUAAUCACCUCGUUAUAUAGUCCGCGUUCGAUCCGCACAUGACAUUUCCCCCGCGAAGACCAUCCACAAUGAACACGAACGUCAGUUUCAUUUUCAUCAUCUCGCGACUCGUUUACCUGUUGCCGAUGACUCUGCUCAUUUUCCCGAAUCAGUAUAAGUCCAACGCCGAACGACAUUACCCUAACCUAUACGGCUACCGUUCCAAUACGUCGAUAUUUGAGAACAUGUUCGGUGCCGCGAUAGGAGGUCUAAACUUCCUGUUCGCCAACCAACAAUUUCUAGCAGCCGCCCAGCCGGACACGACACCUCCAUCCAACUCUGUCUACGACUUCAUCGUCGUGGGUGCAGGAACAGCGGGUGCUACAGUAGCUUCCAGACUCAGCGAGAUCGACGGUUUCAGGGUGCUGCUGAUAGAAGGUGGGCCUGAGGAGACCCUGUUCAUGGACGUGCCCGUAGCGGCCAAUUUUAUUCAGCGCAUCAACGAGAUAGACUGGAAGUACGAGACUGAGCCAUCCAACAAGUACUGCAAGGGUAUGAAAGGUCACAGGUGCAAGUGGCCCAGGGGCAAGGUGAUGGGCGGCAGUAGCGUUCUGAACUACAUGAUCGCUACCAGGGGUAACCCGAAGGACUAUGACGAAUGGGCCCAACAGGGGAACAAGGGAUGGGCGUACAAGGACGUGCUGAAGUACUUCAAGAAGCUGGAGAACAUGCAGAUACCGGAAUUGAGGAACGACAGAAAAUACCACUACACCGGUGGUCCCGUGACCAUAAGCUACGCUCCGCACAAGUCGCCUUUGCUGAACGCGUUCCUGGAGGCUGGCCAGGAACUGGGAUACCCGUUGGUGGAUUACGACGGGGAGAAACAGAUCGGUUUUUCGCAAGUGAAAUCCACCACGUUGGAAGGAUACCGCAUGAGCAGCAACAGGGCUUAUCUGCACAACAGGCGGCGCAGGAAUUUGCACGUGACGAAAAUGAGCAUGGUGCACAGGAUACUGAUCGAUAAAAAGAGGAAGCAAGCUGUCGGGGUGCAGUUCGUGAAGUACAAUCGUCGUAUAACGGUGUACGCGAGGAAGGAGGUGAUUUUGUGCGCUGGUGCCAUUGGGUCGCCUCAGUUGUUGAUGCUGUCUGGAAUAGGACCCGCCGAACACUUGAAAAAGCUCGGUAUCGACGUGGUGAAGGAUUCCAGGGUCGGGGAUAAUCUAAUAGAUCACAUAGCGUAUGGGGGAAUCGUGUUCACUCUUGACGAGCCUGUCAGUGCUGUGAUGCACACUCUGGCGGACAUCACGCAACCUUACGCCAUGGAUUUUCUGUUGAAUCGUAAAGGACCGUUCACGGUCAGCGGUGGAGUUGAAGCGCUUGGGUUUGUGAAUGUGGAUGAUCCGAAGGAUCACGACGGACUACCGAACAUAGAGUUCAUGUCGCUUAUGGGAUCUGCGUAUACGAUCAGAGCUAAUGUAGAGAACUUUGGAUUCAAUCAGGAAAUAACUGAUAAGUUCGCGGCGUUUCAAGGCACACACACUUGGGGUACAUUCCCGAUGCUGCUGAAACCGAACAGUCGAGGGUGGAUAAGGCUGAAGUCCAAGAACGCGAACGUUAAACCGAGUAUUGUUGCCAACUAUUUGGACGACGCCGAAGAUAUCAGAGUCAUACUGAAAGGCAUCAGAAUGGCACUACGAAUCGGUCAAACGAAAGCUAUGAGGAAACUCGGUGCGAAGUUUUAUAAUAAAACGGUGGCCGAGUGCGAGAAAUAUCCGUUCGAUUCUGAUGACUACUGGCUGUGUAACACCAGAAUGGAGACCCUGACUAUUUAUCACUAUUGCGGAACCUGUAAAAUGGGUCCCGUCAGCGAUAAGACUGCGGUCGUCGAUCCAACUCUGAAGGUGAUUGGAGUUAAAGGACUCAGAGUAGCAGAUGCAUCCAUAAUGCCAGACAUUCCAAGAGGCCACACAAAUAUCCCAGUAUUCAUGAUCGCCGAAAAGUGCUCCGACAUGAUAAAAACAGAGUGGGGCUAUCCCAGCAAUGACGCAGUAUAAUACUUCAAGUCAUCCUCCCAACCUUGUACAUAAAACCUAAAGACCUUUUUUAAACCGAAAUAAAUUGUCGUAGAACUAAAAAACUGUGCCCA
Megachile rotundata (alfalfa leafcutting bee) is the source of this 2166-nucleotide messenger RNA. RefSeq names its product glucose dehydrogenase [FAD, quinone]. NCBI's taxonomy places the organism in Eukaryota, Metazoa, Arthropoda, Insecta, Hymenoptera, Megachilidae. The record is from RefSeq and is a predicted model, not a curated record. Gene Ontology annotation, molecular function: oxidoreductase activity, acting on CH-OH group of donors; flavin adenine dinucleotide binding.